AUGGCAGUCAUGCACAAGCUGUUCAAGUCCCCCUUCUUCGAUUUCGAGUUCCUUCGUUUGCUGGCCAUGGCGCCGCACGAAGGUGCCGAGAUCGGAGAAGCCCUCGAAGCAGCAGCCAAAAUCAAGGACCAAGAUCCGGAAUCAUGGUACAGCGUCCUUCUCGAAACCGGCAACAAGGCUGAGACCAUCGCAAAAGAAGCUGAGGCAGCGGGUGAUCGUGUAGGUGCGCGGCGCGCCUACUUGCGAGCAUCGAAUUACCUUCGUGCAGCACAGUUCAUGCUGAAUGAAGGCCCUAUAGGACACGAUAAGAGAGUUCUUCCAACAAUUGAGCGGGCAAUUGCGGAUUUUAGAAAAGGGGUUCAGUAUCGUGAUGGAAAGACGAUAUUCUUGGAGAUCCCGUACGAGGACGGACCCAAGUUGCCUGGCUAUCUCUACUUGCCGCAUGCCUCCAAGCGUAUUCCUGGUCGCAAAAUCCCCAUCCUGCUAAACUCUGGCGGAGGCGAUUCUACUCAGGAAGAAAUCUACUUCGUAAACCCAGCGUACGGACCAGAUGUAGGCUAUGCAGUCCUCACUUUUGAGGGCCCUGGCCAGGGAAUCGUACUUCGUCGCCACAAGCUUCCCAUGCGUCCGGAUUGGGAAGCCGUCACAGGCCCGGUUCUGGAUCACCUCUUUGACUUGGCUUCUCGCUAUCCUGAGCUUGAACUUGACCUUGAUCACAUUGCCGUUACAGGCGCGUCAAUGGGUGGCUAUUUUGCACUUCGCACAGCCGCAGACCCACGCAUCAAGGCAUGCGUAAGCGUCGAUGGGUUCUACAGCUUGUCAAGUUUUGUGGGAGGCAGGAUGCCAGGGCCACUAUUCAACGGCUUUAUGAGCGGCUGGCUAUCUGACGGUGUUUUUAACGGAAUACUCAGCUUUCUGAAGAAGCUCGACUUUCAGGCCCGAUGGGAGUUUAACCACUUGAAGUGGGCUACCGCCUCCAAGACAGAUGCAGAUAUCAUGCGCAGCUUCGUCGACUAUACGUUGCUCAACCCAGAUGGCACAGAGUACUUGGCUAAUGUAAAGUGUCCCACGCUGGUGACCGGAGCAGGAGCGAGCUUCUACUUCAACCCAGCCACGACGACGGAUAAGAUAUACGACUGCUUGACUAGUCUCAAGGACGGCGUGGAUAAGGAGAAGUGGAUUGCCCAAGAUGUCGCCUACGGUGGACUGCAGGCUAAGAUUGGUGCUUUUGGGUAUUCGGCUCAGAGGACAUUUGAGUGGUUAGAUGCCAAAUUUAAGAUUGAAAGAGUGCCCUUGAAGGCGGAAUCAAACUUGGAGGCUCUUGUGAGCACGGUGUAG
Venustampulla echinocandica is the source of this 1338-nucleotide messenger RNA. RefSeq lists its product as uncharacterized. The coding region runs from base 1 to 1338 and encodes 445 amino acids. The record is from RefSeq and is a predicted model, not a curated record. The transcript has a single exon. NCBI's taxonomy places the organism in Eukaryota, Fungi, Ascomycota, Leotiomycetes, Helotiales, Pleuroascaceae.